CGUCGACGCGUAACGAGGGGGUGCGUGUGAGGUCAUCGCGCGGGCGGGCGGGGUCGGGCGGUUUGAACGAGACGAAGACGGAACCGGAGCCGGGCAGGGGCAGUGGACGCGGUUCGCCUGAGAACCGAAGAUGGCAGUGAACGUAUAUUCAACGUCAGUCACCAGUGAUAACCUAAGUCGACAUGACAUGCUGGCCUGGAUCAAUGAGUCUCUGCAGUUGAAUUUGACAAAGAUCGAACAGUUGUGCUCAGGGGCUGCUUAUUGUCAGUUUAUGGACAUGCUGUUCCCUGGCUCCAUUGCCUUGAAGAAAGUGAAAUUCCAAGCUAAGCUAGAACAUGAAUACAUCCAGAACUUCAAAAUACUACAAGCAGGUUUUAAGAGGAUGGGUGUUGACAAAAUAAUUCCUGUGGACAAAUUAGUAAAAGGAAAGUUUCAGGACAAUUUUGAAUUCGUUCAAUGGUUCAAGAAGUUUUUUGAUGCAAACUAUGAUGGAAAAGACUAUGACCCUGUAGCUGCCAGACAAGGUCAAGAAACUGCAGUGGCUCCCUCCCUUGUUGCUCCAGCUCUGAACAAACCGAAGAAACCUCUCAGCUCUAGCAGUGCAGCUCCACAGAGGCCCAUUGCAACACACAGACCUACUGCAACCCCGAAGGCUGGCCCGGGUGUGGUGCGCAAGAAUCCUGGUGUGGGCAAUGGGGACGACGAAGCCGCAGAGUUGAUGCAGCAGGUCAACGUAUUGAAACUUACUGUCGAAGACUUGGAGAAAGAGAGAGAUUUCUACUUUGGAAAGCUAAGGAACAUUGAAUUGAUUUGCCAGGAGAACGAAGGGGAAAACAACCCUGUACUGCAGAGGAUUGUGGACAUUCUCUAUGCCACAGAUGAAGGCUUUGUGAUACCUGACGAAGGGGGCCCACAGGAGGAACAAGAAGAGUAUUAACAGCCCGGACCAUCAGAGCAACAUUGAAUUCUUCACUCCAAAUCAUGUGCUUAACUGUAAAAUACUCCCUUUUAUUAUCCUUAGAGGACUCACUGGUUUCUUUUCAUAAGCAAAAAGUACCUCUUCUUAAAGUGCACUUUGCAGAAGUUUCACUCCUUUUUCAAUAAGUUUGAGUUAGGAGCUUUUCCCUUGUAGCAGAGCAGUAUUAACAUCUAGUUGGUUCACCUAGGGAACAAAGAGGCUGACCGUGGGGCUCACCGAAUGGAUGCUGGUAACACUGAUGACUGGAGAAAGUGUUUUUAUGUGAUAUGCUGAGGUGGGGACCUCAGCAGAGAAAUGUAAAGACUGAUUUGAAUUUUAAGCUAAUGUGAAAUUUUGGCAGAGAACGUUUUAAUAAAUAAAUGCCUUAAGAGUAUUUAAAAUAUGCCUCCAUAUUUCAAAAUAUAAAAUGUAACCUGACAGGAGAUAUUAUGUGUUUGACCUUGUGUCUGGGAAGGAAGGGCCAGACCUUGGAAACUGGAACCUGCUGUUCACAGGCCUUGCAGGGCUGGGUGUAACCUUGGCCCAGAAAGAAAGUUUAAAAUGUUGCCCUGUAAAGCCAUUUGGUGUCCUUGACCAAUUGCAUCUCUGCUAAGAAGCAAGAGGUAUUGUUGCCUGAAUGAAUAGAGGGUGUGUUUCAGCCCUAAGAUGUUUGAGCCGAAGAGCUUGAUUUUCAUUGAACAUAUUUCUCUGACGAUUUUUCCAAUUACCCCUGAAAUUUCUAUGUAUUGUGUAUUUUGGGAAAUGAGGUGUGUUCAGUUUUUAAAUCCAACAACUACUUUUGGGGACUUGCCCACAUCUCUGGGAUUUGAAUGAGGGCUGUGUCCCAUUUUACUGUCUUUUAAGUUUACAUUGAACAUGUUUCUCUUCUCUGUUCCCCUUGCCCACUGGGGACUCCUCUUUGGCUCCUGAAAGUUUGCUGCUUAGAGUGGAAGUUCAGCAGGCAGGUGAUCGUGCUGUGAGUUCUUUCUGGACCUCUGGCAAAGGGAGUGAUCAGGGAAGGCCAUCGCUACCUUGGGAUCUGCAAGGCUGGGUGAUUUGGUACCUGCUGCCCCACAGCCCUCCGCUGUUACCGGAAUACUUUGCCAGUGCACUAAUCUCUUUGGAGAUAAAAUUCGUUAGCGUGUUACUAAAUGUUAAUUUUCUUUUGCAGAAAAUACAGUACGGUGUCUGAAUUAAUUAUUAAUAUUUAAAGUAUUUCAUUCCUUAACGCUCCCUCAUUUGCUUUGCCCACAGCCUACUCAGUUCCCUUGUUUGGCAGAAUUCUGCAAAAUGUGUGUCACCCACUACUGAGAUUGUUCAACCCCUGAUGUAUUUGUAUUGAUUUGUUUCCGGUGGUAACUUGUCCUAAAAUGUGUGUAGAAAGCAGGUAUUUUAUGAUAAAUUGUUGUGUAGUGCAUGCUAUGUGUGGAAUUCAGAGGAAAACCCAGAUUCAGUGAUUAACAAUGCCAAAAAUGCAAGUAACUAGCCAUUGUUCAAAUAACAGUGGUGCUAUUUCUCUUUUGUGGCCUUUUAGACUUUUGUUGCCCUAAAUUCCAUUUUAUUGGGAACCAUUUUCCACCUGGUCUUUCUUGACAGGGUUUUUUUCUACUUUAAACAGUUUCUAAAUAAAAUUCUGUAUUUCAAGUGU
Hipposideros armiger (great roundleaf bat) is the source of this 2606-nucleotide messenger RNA. It is a transcript of the gene MAPRE1, whose product is annotated as microtubule associated protein RP/EB family member 1. The coding region runs from base 131 to 937 and encodes 268 amino acids. NCBI's taxonomy places the organism in Eukaryota, Metazoa, Chordata, Mammalia, Chiroptera, Hipposideridae. Gene Ontology annotation, molecular function: microtubule binding. The record is from RefSeq and is a predicted model, not a curated record. The transcript has 7 exons.